Molecule: messenger RNA, 871 nt
Organism: Dimorphilus gyrociliatus
Lineage: Eukaryota; Metazoa; Annelida; Polychaeta; Dinophilidae
Source: the annotation of a GenBank genome assembly
AUAUCACCCGUUUUGUGAGGAGCAUGCGCAUUACGGCCGGCGAAGUAUUGCGCGGAAAAAUCACCCAAAUCAGUUUAAUUUGCAAUUCUUAAUUUUAUCAGGAUUUCUACUAAAAUUAUUUCUUGAUAUCAGUAAUCUACGUUUACUGUGCAAUCUAAGGAAGCCAUUUCAGAUCAAAAACUUUUGCGAAAUUUGAUUAAUUCAGAAUCCUGGAAUGUCUACCGUAAAUAUCAUCAACGUUAAUGUUUUAGAAAACCCGUCGCCGUUUCUAAGUAAUUUUAAAUUUGAAAUAACUUUUGAGUGCAUGGAGGAUUUACAAGAAGACCUCGAAUGGAAAAUCAUCUAUGUAGGUUCUGCAGAGAGUGCCGAAUAUGAUCAGGUUCUUGAUUCAGUUUUAGUGGGUCCUCUAACUCCAGGAAGGCAUAUGUUUGUUUUUGAGGCUGAGUCCCCAAAAGUCAACCUAAUUCCAAUUGAAGACGUAAUUGGAGUAACUGUGGUAUUAUUAACUUGUUCUUAUAGAAAACAAGAAUUCAUUCGCGUUGGUUAUUAUGUAAAUAAUGAUUACUCUGAACCUGAAUUAAGGGAAAAUCCACCCCAAACUCCCCAGUAUGAAUUAAUUGAAAGAAGUAUUUUGGCCACCAAACCGAGAGUUACUCGCUUUCAAAUAACCUGGGAUAAGGAAGAGGAGAAAGAAAAUGCUGAUGAAUCAGGCGUUCAACUAAACAAUUCCAAUAUUAACGAGUCAACUAUGGAUGCUCCUGCAAAGGAAAAUAGCUCCCAAUUAGAAGAUAAUUGUGCAGGUUCUCAAACUCAGAAUAAUGGAAUAUUGCCAAUUAAUGGAAACUCUCGUGAAGAAAUGGAAGUUUCAUAG